AUGGAGAAUUAUUUUCAAGCAGAAGCUUACAACCUGGACAAGGUUUUAGACGAAUUUGAACAAAACGAAGAUGAAACAGUUUCUCCUAUUUUAUUGGAAACAAAAUGGAAUAAGAUUCUAGAUCCCCCUUCGCACCGACUGUCAUUUAACCCUGCAUUGGCCAGUGUGAAUGAACCUGUAGUUUCUAAUGAGUCACAGCCACAAUUGAAAGUCUUCUCUCUGGCUUAUUCGUCUCCUCUGACCAUACAAAGAGAGGACCAUUGUGCUAAUGGGCAGGACUGUAGUGUGAACCCAGAGGACAACACAAUGUGGAUUGAUGAAAAUGCCAUUGCAGAAGAUCAGUUAAUUAAGAGGAACUGUAAUCAAGAUGAUCAGUGCAGCACUGUUGAAGUGGGAGAGAAGAAAUGUGGAAACCUAGCUUGUCUGCCAGAUGAGAAGAAUGUUCUUGUUGUAGCUGUCAUGCAUAACUGUGAUAAAAGGACAUUGCAAAGCGAUUUGCAGGAUUGUAAUAAUUAUAAUAGUCAAUCCCUCAUGGAUGCUUUUAGCUGUUCACUGGAUAAUGAAAACAGACAAACUGAUCAAUUUAGUUUUAAUAUAAAUGGUUCCACUGAAAAAGAUAUAAACUCAGAGAAACAAAUGGAUCUAUUUAAUAGGCCGAGUGCAGAGGGGGAUUCUGUUAAACAUCUAUGUACUACUUCACCUGAUAAUCUAGCCAGUAGCUGUUCCCCUUCACAAUUAAAGGAUGAUGAAAACUUAGGUAGAGACCCCUCUAUGUCUGUAAUUACAAGUUUAACAGUCGAUUCAGUAGUCUCAUCCCAGGGAACAGAGGAAGGUCCUGCUGUUAAAAAACAAGAGAACUAUAUGCCAGAUGAGAUUCUCACUGACAAAACCAACUCUCCUAGGACAGAUAUAGGGAGUUUAAACUCCUUUUCCCAUUUGAGUGAGGGGAAUUUGAUGAAAAAAGAGCCAGCAGAGGAGAUGACAACGGAAAAAUCCAUCCCAUCUGGAUUACCUUUGCUUCUCAAACCAGAUUUGCAUAAUGGGUCUGGAAAAGAUAACUGUGAACAGUUUUCAGAUUGCCUUGUGCCCAGUGAAGUUAGAGCUGAUGAAAAUGAAGGUCGUGAGCAUGAAGAAAUUCUUGGCUCUACAGACCUUCUUAAUACAACAGAACAUUUCUCUGAAUCUCAGGAGAUGGCUGAUUGGAAAUUGACUAAACUCAAUGAGGUGAAUGACAGCCACAUAAGUGAAGAAAAGGAGAAGUUUCUGCAGAUGAAUCAGCCUGAGGACACUUACAAUGAUAGUGGAGGAGAGUGUGAUAGAAUGGCAGAAGCAGGUCUAAAUUUAAAAGGAACUUUCGUGAAUGAAAGUGAAGGAUGUGAUUUCUCCACUGUUAUGGAUGCACCAGCAGCAAAUACUUCAUCUAAUUGUUGUGAUUCCUAUGGAAUGCAGAGCCCAGUUGUUUGUUUUGUUCCAAAGACUUUACCCUCCAAAGAAGAUUCAGUAACAGAAGAAAAGGAAAUAGAAGAGAGCAAGUCAGAAUGCUACUCAAAUAUCUAUGAACAGAGAGGAAAUGACAUCACAGAAGGGAGUGGACUACUUUUAAACAGCACUGGUGACCUAAUGAAGAAGAAUUAUUUACACAAUUUCUCUAGCCAAAUUCCAUCAGUGCUUGGGCAGUCUUCACCCAAGAUAGGAAACCUGCAAUCUAUCAGUGUUCCUUUUGGUGGUGCAAGACCCAAGCAACCUUCUAAUCUUAAACUUCAAAUUCCAAAGCCAUUAUCAGACCAUUUACAAAAUGACCUUCCUGCAAACAAUGGAAAUAAUAUUAAAAACAAAAAUGAUGUUCUUGGUAAAGCAAAAAUAGGGGAAAAUUCAGCAACCAAUGCAUGUAAUGCCUCUUUGGGAAACAUUUCUAUUGCUGAUACAAAUGGGGAACAUUCAGAAAGUUAUGAGUCUGGGAUAUCUAGUAGACCUGGUCUUGUAUUACCUCCAGAUAGCCCAGAUAAUGAUCUCAGAGCUGGUCAGUUUGGAAUUUCUGCCAGAAAGCCAUUUACCACCCUCGGUGAGGUGGCUCCAGUAUGGGUACCAGAUUCUCAGGCUCCCAAUUGCAUGAAAUGUGAAGCCAGGUUUACUUUCACCAAAAGGAGGCAUCAUUGCAGAGCAUGUGGGAAGGUUUUCUGUGCUUCCUGCUGUAGCCUGAAAUGUAAAUUGUUGUACAUGGAUAGAAAGGAAGCUAGAGUAUGUGUAAUCUGCCACUCAGUGCUAAUGAAUGCUCAAGCCUGGGAGAACAUGAUGAGUGCCUCAAGCCAGAGCCCUAACCCUAACAAUCCUGCUGAAUACUGUUCUACUAUCCCUCCCUUGCAGCAAGCUCAGGCCUCAGGAGCCCUGAGCUCUCCACCUCCCACUGUGAUGGUACCUGUGGGAGUUUUAAAGCACCCUGGAACAGAAGUGGCUCAGCCCAGAGAGCAGAGGCGAGUUUGGUUUGCUGAUGGGAUCUUGCCUAAUGGAGAAGUUGCUGAUGCAGCCAAAUUAACAAUGAAUGGAACUUCCUCUGCAGGGACCCUGGCUGUGUCACAUGACCCAGUCAAGCCAGUGACUACCAGUCCUUUGCCAGCAGAGACAGAUAUUUCUCUGUUCUCCGGGAAUAUAACUCAGGUUGGAAGUCCUGUUGGGAGUGCAAUGAACCUUAUUCCUGAAGAUGGUCUUCCUCCCAUUCUCAUCUCUACUGGUGUAAAAGGAGACUAUGCUGUGGAAGAGAAACCAUCACAGAUUUCAGUGAUGCAACAGUUGGAGGAUGGUGGCCCUGACCCACUUGUAUUUGUUUUAAAUGCGAAUUUGUUGUCGAUGGUUAAAAUUGUAAAUUAUGUGAACAGGAAGUGCUGGUGUUUCACAACCAAGGGAAUGCAUGCAGUGGGUCAGUCCGAGAUCGUCAUUCUUCUACAAUGUCUGCCUGAUGAAAAGUGUCUGCCGAAGGAUAUCUUUAAUCAUUUUGUACAGCUUUAUCGAGAUGCUCUGGCAGGGAAUGUUGUGGGCAACUUAGGACAUUCCUUCUUCAGUCAAAGUUUCCUUGGCAGUAAAGAACAUGGUGGAUUUUUAUAUGUGACAUCUACUUACCAGUCACUACAAGACCUUGUACUCCCAACCCCACCUUAUUUAUUUGGGAUUCUCAUCCAGAAAUGGGAAACUCCUUGGGCUAAAGUGUUUCCUAUUCGACUAAUGUUGAGACUUGGAGCUGAAUAUCGACUUUAUCCAUGCCCACUGUUCAGCGUCAGAUUUCGGAAGCCAUUGUUUGGAGAGACGGGACAUACCAUUAUGAAUCUUCUUUCAGACUUCAGGAAUUACCAAUAUACAUUGCCAAUAGUUCAAGGUUUGGUGGUUGAUAUGGAAGUUCGGAAAACCAGCAUCAAAAUUCCCAGCAACAGAUACAAUGAGGUGAUGAAAGCCAUGAACAAGUCUAAUGAGCAUGUCCUGGCAGGAGGUGCCUGCUUCAAUGAGAAGGCAGACUCUCAUCUCGUGUGUGUACAGAAUGAUGAUGGAAACUAUCAGACCCAGGCCAUCAGUAUUCACAACCAGCCCAGGAAGGUGACUGGUGCCAGUUUCUUUGUGUUCAGUGGCGCUCUGAAAUCCUCUUCAGGCUAUCUUGCCAAGUCCAGUAUUGUGGAAGAUGGCGUCAUGGUCCAGAUCACUGCGGAGAACAUGGAUGCCUUGAGGCAGGCGCUGCGAGAGAUGAAGGACUUCACCAUCACCUGUGGCAAGGCAGACGCCGAGGACCCCCAGGAGCACAUCCACAUCCAGUGGGUGGAUGACGACAAGAACGUCAACAAGGGUGUCAUAAGUCCCAUAGAUGGGAAGUUAAUGGAGUCUAUAACAAGUGUGAAGAUAUUCCACGGGUCAGAGUAUAAAGCAAAUGGAAAAGUCAUCAGAUGGACUGAGGUGUUUUUCCUAGAAAAUGACGACCAGCACAGUUGCCUGAGUGAUCCAGCAGAUCAUAGCCGGCUGACUGAGCACAUCGCCAAGGCUUUCUGCCUUGCUCUCUGUCCCCACCUGAAGCUCCUGAAGGAAGAUGGAAUGACUAAACUGGGACUUCGUGUGACACUGGACUCGGAUCAGGUUGGCUACCAAGCAGGGAGCAAUGGCCAGCCGCUUCCCUCGCAGUACAUGAAUGACCUGGACAGCGCUCUGGUGCCAGUGAUCCAUGGAGGGGCCUGCCAGCUCAGCGAGGGCCCCAUCGUCAUGGAGCUCAUCUUUUACAUUCUGGAGAACAUCGCCUAG
Messenger RNA from Pipistrellus nathusii (Nathusius's pipistrelle), 4272 nucleotides. The record is from the annotation of a GenBank genome assembly. NCBI's taxonomy places the organism in Eukaryota, Metazoa, Chordata, Mammalia, Chiroptera, Vespertilionidae.